AUGAAAGAAUACCAACGUGAAUUCAUUGAGUUUGCCUUACAGAACAAUGUGCUCAAAUUCGGUCAAUUCACUUUGAAAUCCGGUCGUGUCUCACCCUACUUUUUCAAUGCCGGUUUGUUCAACAGUGGCAAGACUCUUGGUGCGAUUGGUCGCUUCUACGCUGCUGCUUUGGUUGAUGCCGGCUUCACAUACGAUGUUCUUUUCGGCCCUGCAUACAAGGGCAUUCCUUUGGUGUGCGCCACUGCUCUCGCGUUGACGAACGAACAUAAGCAAGAAGCACCUUUCGCUUUCAACCGCAAGGAAAAGAAGUAUCACGGUGAAGGUGGCGAUAUUGUCGGUACACCUUUGAGCGGUAAAAUUGUCGUGGUAGAUGACGUGAUCACAGCUGGCACUGCGAUCAACGAAUCGAUCGGUAUCAUUAAGGCAAACAACGCCGAGUUGGCCGGCGUUCUUGUGGCCGUGGACCGUGCUGAAGUCGCACCCGAUGGCUCUGGCAAGUCGGCCAUCCAGGCUGUCCAGGAAAAGAACGGUGUCCCCGUCCGCGCUAUCAUCACCAUGGAUCACAUUAUGGAGUUUAUGGAGGAGAAGGGUACUUAUGGCGAGCAAUUGACUCUUAUGCGCGAGUACAAGGCCCAGUACGGCAUCAAGCAAUAA
Messenger RNA from Zychaea mexicana, 654 nucleotides. RefSeq names its product orotate phosphoribosyltransferase. Gene Ontology annotation, cellular component: cytoplasm. Lineage: Eukaryota; Fungi; Mucoromycota; Mucoromycetes; Mucorales; Lichtheimiaceae. Gene Ontology annotation, biological process: pyrimidine nucleotide biosynthetic process; pyrimidine ribonucleoside biosynthetic process; 'de novo' pyrimidine nucleobase biosynthetic process. The transcript has a single exon. Gene Ontology annotation, molecular function: orotate phosphoribosyltransferase activity. The coding region runs from base 1 to 654 and encodes 217 amino acids. The record is from RefSeq and is a predicted model, not a curated record.